Molecule: messenger RNA, 2261 nt
Organism: Drosophila biarmipes
Lineage: Eukaryota; Metazoa; Arthropoda; Insecta; Diptera; Drosophilidae
Gene: Fbw5
Product: F-box/WD repeat-containing protein 5
Exons: 3
Coding region: 243-2219 (658 amino acids)
Biological process (GO): protein ubiquitination
Cellular component (GO): Cul4-RING E3 ubiquitin ligase complex; SCF ubiquitin ligase complex
Molecular function (GO): protein binding
Source: RefSeq, a predicted model, not a curated record
AGGAUGGUUUUUUCGAUGGUGAAGGUUGAUCGAAAAUGAUAUUGCAUUCAGUGAGAAAAAGGGGAACAUAUUUUAUAUCAAUAGCUAUUUUGUUAGCCUUACUGUUGAUAACAAUAACAAUUAAGGAGAAACAAAGAAAGGUUAACCUCUUACUAGUUUACAGCCCACUCAUAGGACCAGUUUUUCCCCAUUUUCCGAACGCAAACGAAUAGCUAUCUGCUUUUAUUUUGUUUAAAAAUCUAAUGGAAGUAACCUUCAAAAAGGCCCGACUGGAAAGUAACGAAUAUGAACCAUCACCGGAGGUGGAGGAAAGCGACGAAAGAUCUACUAAACCCGAUGCGUUUGGAUGGUGGGCCCUGCCAGAGCCUGCGCUUUUAAUGGUCUUCGAGCGCCUGAGUGUUGCUGAUCUCCUGAAGGCAAGCCUAUGUUGUCGAAGGUGGCACAACAUUUCCCAGGACGAUCUGCUAUGGCGCCGUAAAUUCCAGGAGCACUUCAGAGCCACUGAGCACAUUCUGCUUAAACCAGGGGCCAAAAGUUGGCGAUCGGAGUACCAACGCCUUUCCAUGCACAUACCCUUUGUCCUGGCGCAGCGACUGGAGCCUACAAUAGAAAAUAACCACGGACACACGCACCAGGUGCUGCAUGUAAGCUUUGCCCACAACGGCGAAAUGUUCGCCACAUGUUCCAAGGACGGCCAUGUUAUAAUUUGGAAUGCUCAGCACCCGUGUACAGAGAAGUACGCACACAACAUGAAGCAGUUUAGCUGGAAGUAUUCCCAGUACUCGCAGUUUAAUCAGAGCGACACCUUGCUCCUAGUCUCCGGUGUCCAUUUUGGCUCGCCCCAAUCCACAUCUGGGGAGAUUGCUGUAUUUUUUUUGGGGGCAACUGAGUCACACCUACGGUGCCGUGUUGUUAACCGUCCAUAUGACAUUUUUGGUACUUGGUUCAGUGACCAAUAUUUAAUCUCAGGCGACUUGCACUGGCUGGCUCAUCUUGUGAGCACCUCGGUUCUGUGGCUUAACAAGGCUAACCAGGAAAUUGACUCAGAACACGUUCCCAUCAUGAACCAGCUAUACAAGUUCUAUAACAGGAACGCCAGUUCGGUGAGAGCAAUAAUGGUGGCCAGGUGUCCGUGGCUGGAUGAGAGCAACGAUCCCCUGGCUACAGUGGCUGAGCAGGAACCCUUCAAUGCGGUGUUUUCACAUCACAAAAGCGAUCAGGGGUCUAUUGCGCACGCCAUUGGCAAUCCUCUGUCCCAUGCAACUAACCUGCAGCGCAAAACGAGCGCUAGUACCGAAGAGUACUACUUUCCGGACUUAAGCGCUCAUUCCAGAUCGCGACAUGGAGAUUCUACCAUUCACUACUUGAAGGAAUACAGGGAAGCUGUUGACUCCGUCAUUGAACCGAACGAAGACAAUGAAGAGGAUAACGACGCUAUGGAUGUACAAGAAGUGUUCGACGAGAUGGAGAACCAUUUGCCAAAGUAUCUCAUUUUUUCAACGGGUUCUAAGACCUUUACGCCGCAUCAAAUCGGUUUCAAGCGCAUACAUAACGUAUUCUUUCCUAAAAAGCUGGAUCCUGGACCAACUCUUAAAGAAAGAAUAGCUGCAAAGCGGCACGCAGAGCAAGAACAGGCCCCUCGCACUGAUCCUGAUUGGUGGGAUUACGAGUCUGUCAAAGACAGGUUUGAUAAGGUGGACAAAGUGAUCGAUCUGCACGGUCAUAUUAUUGGUAUGGCUCUCAGCCCAGACCAUCGGUACUUGUACGUCAACACACGUCCCUGGCCGAAGAAUUACGUGAUCACUAACCCUUUGGAGCCGCCACCGAUAGCCCAAGAAAUAGACAUCCACGUGAUCGACCUAAUGACACUUAAGCGGGUAGGUAACAUGCUACGCGCCCACAAGGCGUACACGCCCAGCACGGAGUGCUUCUUUAUCUUCCUUGACGUAUGCGACGAGUACGUUGCCAGUGGUGCAGAAGAUCAGCACGCUUACCUCUGGGACCGAUACUAUGGUAUCAGCCUGGCCAAGUUUAAGCACUCGGACGUGGUUAACAGUGUCGCCUUUAACCCGCGCGACUCUGAGAUGCUGGUAACCACAAGUGACGAUUACACUAUUAAAGUCUGGCGCUCACGUGCAAAAGCUAAGGAGUUUAAUAUACCAAAUAACGUCAGCGAAUCAUUUAAACUUAAGCCCAAUAACUUACCGCAUCUUAUUUAAAACUUCAACAGCCCAAAAAUACAGUUUUUUUUGUAGAUCCAA